UAGCCACGUUUUCUUGCAACAUAAUCAUAUUAGGUUAUUCUGUGGACGUCUCUAGGCAUAUUAGGAUUACCUCACAAAAAGGAGACUUUUUUAACUGCCAAAAUAUUUUUACGAUGCUUGAAGUCAAGUGAACUUACAUUUUUUUAAAGUACCAUAAUCGAUUUUUUGAAGUGGCUUUUAAAGAAGGUGAAGAUGGCUUGAUGGUAGAUUCCCGCGCCAGUUACCAAGUUUUCCGGAUUCCAUAAAACGAGAAAUACUUGUUUCUCUUUAGGGUUGAUUGCAGUCUUGUGCAAUCUGUAGAAAAUUACUGCGGAAAAAAGAUUAAAAGAACUAUUCUGUUAGACUUGAGACACUCUAUCGAAGUCCAUCAUGCAUACUAUGUAUGAAAAAGUGGUCUCGGUGAUCGCUAAGCCUGUGGAAGAACGGACAGACAUUGAGUGUCUGGACCUUAUUUCUUGGUUCCGUAACAAAUCAUCCCUCUUCCAGUCUCUCAAAGCAGAUAUAAUCAAAGACGUCAUACGACAUUGUAUCUUUGAGAGACCGAAAAGAGAUGAUGUCAUUAUUAAGCAGGGAGACAACGGAGACAGACUGUAUAUCAUUCUUCGUGGGAAAAUGUCAAUUUAUGUUCUACAAGACAAAGAAAAUGACCAAGAAGUAAAACAAAUUAUAGAGAAGGCAGUAGCCAAGGGUAAACUGGAGAGAUCAGCAUUAGGACAACAUGUUUGGACGUCAGUUGAAGGUAACACAGUAGGAGAGAUCGCCCUAAUCAAGGACGACUGUGUAAGAACAGCCAGUGUCGUGGUGGAUGAAGACACUGACUUGAUGGUUGUUGAUAGGACGCUUUAUAAUAGAUCCGUCCGCGACGUUCUAGAAAAAGAAUUCCACGAUAAAACAUACUUCGUGGAUACAAAUCCUCUAUUUUCAUACUGGUCACCAAAAUUGAAGAAGUCUUUAGCAAUUUCUUUGAAACGAGAAAUUCAUUUCUAUGGAAGUCCGAUCGUUCGGCAAGGUCAACCCGUGGGAAAUCUGUAUAUAAUUACAGAAGGCGAAGUUGAAAUUUUAAUAGAUCAGGCAGGUUAUAAAGAACAAUAUCCAGGAGUUUGGACGGAAAUGAAACGAUUACUUCCGGAACUUCUCCCCCCGAGACGAAGGGUAUCAAUAGGAAGGCAAAGAGAAGUUCCUGUUAAUAUCACUCCAUCUGAGUCCUUGCGUCAGAAAAAGACGAUGCAUAAACACUUUCAAAUGUGUCUGCUGGGUGGAAAUGAAAUAAUUGGCGCAACAGAAACUUUACUGGGCUUAAAAACGUACAUGGAAAAUGCAAAUGUCACUCGAAAGACAGAACUUUUGUCUUUAAGUACAGGAAAUUACCAACGUUUGUUCACGAAAAAAUCAGCAACUCGAAGUAUAGACCUACUGAAAAAUGUCAUGGUGUCUCGAUUAUAUCUAUAUAUACAUAGAACUCAGUUGUCUUUGCAUAACGCUUCACUGCUUAAGUACCUAUCGUUAAAAUUGAGGGAUCCUGAGUCCCUGAAACAGCUGCGUUCACGGCAUAUAAAGAAGCCCAAGGCGAAACAGGAGAAACACAAGGAAUACUUCUACGGGGCAUUCAAUUCCAGACGCUGUGAUAAAGAGGAGGAAAAUAUCAGGAGUUUUCUGAAAACGAUGGGGGUAUAUUAUAUUUCCACGGAUAAUUCUCUACCAGAAUUAGAAACAAGUCAGCGGGUAUUGGCUGACCUCAAUGAUCAUCUCUCUGAUUGGCUGAAGCGCACACGAAAAAGCGACAAACCAGAAUUCAGGGAAGUCGUUUCUCCUGCAGGACAGAAAUAUAAAAGAUAUCGACUUGAGGCACUGAGUGAACCGCCACGACUGGACACCUUUGUAAGAACUAAAACAGUUUGUUGAUAAACACCUCAGAUGAUCCUGCGUCAACUCCGAAAAGAUUACACAACCAAGGCUGUUGCAAACUGAACGAUUUUGUCUCAGUUUCUUAAUCAUAGAUCAGAAAUAAUCAUUGUCAUUGGAAGACCUUUUAAUGACUUAAGAAUAAACACAUUUAGCAAAUGUUCACAUUGUCCAGUUUUUAAAUUCUGUUAAAAUAAAUUUGUAAACCCUGAAA
This is a messenger RNA of Saccostrea echinata, 2116 nucleotides long. RefSeq lists its product as uncharacterized. Lineage: Eukaryota; Metazoa; Mollusca; Bivalvia; Ostreida; Ostreidae. The coding region runs from base 370 to 1902 and encodes 510 amino acids. The transcript has 9 exons. The record is from RefSeq and is a predicted model, not a curated record.